AUGAAGUGGAAAGAAGAAGACAUCUGCUUGGAGCCAAUACCUCCGACUCCUGCCACAGACAGCACUGUCAUCUCCUUAUCGGAAGUCGAGAAGAACAUCCUCGAGCAACAGAUCCGUGUCCCCGUCUCUAAGCCGGGGUUCUUUGGCAUCUAUCGCUAUGCCAGCCGAUGGGAUAUUGUCUUCCUGCUGGGAAGCUCGCUCGCUUCCAUCAUCGGGGGCGCUGCUCUACCGCUAUUCACGGUUCUCUUUGGCAGCCUCACAUCGACCUUCCAGGACAUCGGCGCCGGGCGCAUCACGUACGAUCACUUCCACCAGGAGCUCAACAAAUACGUGGUCUACUUCAUCUACCUGGCCGCCGCCGAGUUCGUAACCAUCUACAUCGCUACUGUUGGCUUCAUCUACACAGGCGACCAUGUAGUCCAGCGCAUCCGCGUGGAAUACCUGCGUGCGAUUCUCCGCCAGAACAUUGCAUUCUUUGACAGUCUUGGAGCUGGCGAGAUCACAACUCGGAUCACCGCCGACACGAACUUGAUCCAGGACGGGAUCUCCGAGAAGGUCGGCCUAGCGUUGACGGGGCUCUCGACCUUCGUCACUGCGUUUGUUAUCGCAUAUAUCAAAUAUUGGAAGCUCGCGUUGAUAUGCAGCGCCACGCUGAUCGCGUUACUUCUCAUCAUGGGCGGCGGGUCCGUCUUCAUGAUGAUCUACAGCAAGCGCGCGCUGGAAUGUCAAGGCCGGUCCGGUAGCUUCGCGGAGGACAUCCUGGAUUCGGUCCGGACAGUGGUCGCCUUUGAUGCUCAGAACGUGCUGGCUGCCAAGUACGAGGAGCAGCUGAAAGAGUCCGAGGCCCCGGCCCGGAAAUCGCAGAUCACCUUCGCUAUCAUGGUCGGCGCCAUGCUGGGCGUCAUGUACCUAAACUAUGGGAUGGGUUUCUGGAUGGGAUCGCGCUUCCUCGUCGACGCCCGGGAGCACGUCAAGGUCGGCGAUGUUCUGACCAUUCUCAUGUCCAUCAUGCUGGGCUCCUACAACCUGGGAAAUGUUGCCCCCAAUGCCCAGGCGCUGUCCAAUGCCGUGGCGGCCGCCUCCAAGCUCUACAGUACAAUCGACCGGGCAUCGCCGCUGGAUGCCUCCUCCGAGAGCGGCAAGGUCCUCGCCCACGUCAAGGGGAAUAUUGUCCUGCAGAAUGUGCGGCAUGUAUAUCCUUCGCGACCGGAGGUCAUUGUUACAAAUGACCUAAGCGUCUAUAUCCCUGCAGGAAAGACCACCGCAUUUGUCGGGCCCUCGGGGUCCGGCAAGAGCACGGUUAUCGGGCUGCUGGAGCGGUUUUACAACCCCGUCGCCGGCCACAUCUCGAUCGACGGUCACGAUCUCUAUACCUUGAAUCUGCGGUGGGUGCGACAGCAGAUCUCCUUGGUCUCGCAGGAGCCAAGACUUUUCGCCACAACGAUUUACGAGAAUAUUCGCUUCGGGCUGAUUGGAUCUGAGUACGAAAACGAGCCUGAAGCCAGUAUUACCCGGCGCAUUCAUGACGCGGCAAGAAUGGCCAACGCACAUGACUUCAUCAUGGCGUUACCGAAGAAGUAUGACACGAAUAUCGGUGGUUUCUCGCUGUCAGGAGGCCAGAAGCAGCGGAUUGCGAUUGCGCGGGCCGUGGUGAGCGACCCGAAGAUCUUGUUGCUAGAUGAAGCAACCUCGGCGCUGGACGCCAAGUCUGAAGAGAUUGUCCAGGCGGCGUUGGACAACGCCUCCAAGGGACGGACGACGAUUGCCAUUGCGCAUCGUCUAGCGACCAUCAAGGAGGCUCACAAUAUUGUUGUCCUGGUCCAUGGACACAUUGUGGAGCAAGGGUCGCAUUUCGAGCUUAUGGGCCGAGAAGGUGUCUACUAUGACAUGGUCCAGGCGCAGCAGAUCAAGCAAAGGGAAGCUGCUAAGCGACAUGAGUCGAUGACCUUUUUUUUCGACGAGGACUACAUUGGAGGCGGAUGUGCAAUGGACGAUGAAGACGAUUUCAGCGACGAUGCCUCGGACAUUGUGCUGAAGACGGGUACGAAAAGACAUAGACGUAGGACCAGGAUGUCUAUGUUCAUUCCACCAUUACCCUUCAAGCACAAGGAAGAUCUGUCGCUCUGGGCGUUAUUCAAGUUCCUCGCCUCAUUCAACCGGCCGGAGUGGCCGAUCAUGAUUCUGGGUCUUUGUGCAUCGACCCUGGCGGGUGGUAUUCAGCCAUCCCAAGCGGUAUUGUUUGCCAAAGCCGUUAACACUCUAAGCUUACCACCACUCGAGUACCAUAAAUUGCGCCAUGAUGCCAACUUCUGGUGCUUAAUGUUCCUCAUGAUGGGGCUGGUGACGUUGGUCAUCUAUGCCACUCAAGGCACACUGUUUGCCUAUAGCUCCGAGAAACUCAUCUUUCGAGCCCGAAGCCAGGCAUUCCGAGUCAUGCUCAAUAAAGAGAUCUCCUUCUUUGACAAAGAGGAGAAUACGACAGGCGCUUUGACAUCCACGCUGGGUGCCGAAACCAAGCAGCUGGCUGGAAUAAGCGGUGUCACUCUUGGGACCUUUCUCAUUGUUACUGUCAACCUCUCAGCUUCCCUGGUCGUGGCUCUGGUCAUGGGCUGGAAGCUAGCUUUGGUGUGUAUUUCAGCCGUACCAGUCCUAUUGAUGUGCGGCUUCCUUCGCGUGUGGAUGUUGGACCGUUUCCAGCGCCGCGCGAAAGCGGCAUAUCAACAGUCUGCAAGUUCAGCCUGCGAGGCUGCCUCUGCCAUCCGGACCGUUGCUUCUCUGACGAUGGAGAAGCAGGUUGUCACUUCCUACGAGAAGCAAGUUCGGGCUCAGCUGAAGGAAGACAUCCUACCGAUUUUUAAGUCCUCCGCUCUCUAUGCCAGUUCCCAGGCGUUACCGUUCUUGUGUAUGGCUCUAGGCUUCUGGUAUGGCGGAACUCUUCUCGGGCAUGGAGAGUACACACUCUUCCAAUUUUAUGUUUGCUUCAGUGAAGUCAUCUUCGGCGCCCAGGCGGCGGGGACCAUAUUCUCCAACGCACCGGAUAUGGGCAAGGCAAAACAUGCGGCUGCGGAGUUCAAGAAGUUGUUCAGCAACCGAUCGACUUAUAAGCACGCUGGAUGUAAAGCAAUUCAUGUGUCCUCGAUGCAGGGCUCGGUGGAGUUCCGGGACGUGUCAUUCCGGUACCCUACCCGACUAGAGCAGCCCGUGCUACGACAUGUCAGCCUCACGAUCAAACCAGGACAGAACAUUGCACUGGUUGGGUCAAGUGGCAGCGGGAAAAGCACGAUAAUCUCCUUGCUAGAACGGUUUUACGAACCGGUGUUGGGUGAAGUGUACGUCGACGGACGGGACAUUGCAACGCUCGAAAAGAAGUCCUAUCGUAGCCACCUUGCUCUCGUCAGUCAGGAGCCUGCUCUAUUCCAAGGCACGAUCCGCGAAAACAUUCUGCUGGGAUGCACGCACAACGAAGCGGUUGCGGAGGACACAUUAGUACAAGCUUGCAGAGACGCGAACAUCUAUGACUUCAUCAUGUCACUACCACAAGGCUUCAAUACACUCGUGGGCAGUAAAGGCGGCAUGCUCUCGGGUGGACAGAAGCAGCGAAUCGCCAUUGCUCGGGCGCUGAUUCGGAACCCUCGCAUCCUUCUGCUCGACGAAGCCACGUCGGCGUUAGACUCAGAGUCGGAAAAAGUGGUUCAGGCUGCUUUGGAUGCAGCGGCAAAGGGUCGCACAACGAUUGCAGUUGCCCAUCGCCUGAGUACUAUUCAGCGAGCGGACAUGAUCUAUUUCCUUGAGCAAGGAGAGAUCGUCGAGUGGGGCACGCACAAGGAGCUGCUGCGUCGGCGCGGAAAAUACUAUGAAAUGGUCAACUUGCAGAACUUGGGCUAA
Messenger RNA from Aspergillus saccharolyticus JOP 1030-1, 3885 nucleotides. Its product is annotated as putative ABC multidrug transporter. The transcript is spliced from 4 exons. Gene Ontology annotation, cellular component: membrane. The record is from RefSeq and is a predicted model, not a curated record. NCBI's taxonomy places the organism in Eukaryota, Fungi, Ascomycota, Eurotiomycetes, Eurotiales, Aspergillaceae. Gene Ontology annotation, biological process: transmembrane transport. Gene Ontology annotation, molecular function: ATP binding; ABC-type transporter activity; ATP hydrolysis activity. The coding region runs from base 1 to 3885 and encodes 1294 amino acids.